Molecule: messenger RNA, 913 nt
Organism: Oppia nitens
Lineage: Eukaryota; Metazoa; Arthropoda; Arachnida; Sarcoptiformes; Oppiidae
Product: gastrula zinc finger protein XlCGF7.1-like
Exons: 3
Coding region: 18-854 (278 amino acids)
Biological process (GO): regulation of transcription by RNA polymerase II
Molecular function (GO): DNA-binding transcription factor activity; RNA polymerase II cis-regulatory region sequence-specific DNA binding
Source: RefSeq, a predicted model, not a curated record
UCAAUUUGAACGACAAUAUGCAGACAAUUUCGGAUAACAWUAGURAUGUGGACAGUGUGACAUCAAGUGAUAGUGAAUUUGCUUUGGAAAGACUUGCAUUUAAAAGACAACCCGUUGUUGUCUUGAGUCCUCUGAAAAUGCCAAUCAAUGAAUCAAAUACUGUCGACAAUAGUCGUCUAAACGAGUCUGAAGUCAAAACUAAAAGCACCGAUCGUUUCAAAUGUGGUCAAUGCGACCGAUUAUUUUCGACAGAGUCCUGGUUUGAAUACCAUAUGAAUAGUUGUCACCUGAAAUGCCGACCAUUCAGAUGUGAUAAAUGCAAAAAUGGUUUCUUUAACAACAUAUCACUACUCAAUCAUUUGGCACAAAAACAUGUGACUAAAGCUUUUGCUUGCGAUUGUUGUCACUUCAAGAGUUGGUCCAAAUGGCAUAUCACUCAACAUAAGCUGAUUCAUUCAGCCAAUCGGCCACAUGUAUGCAAUUACAAGAACUGCGACAAAUCAUUUAAACGCAAAGACAAACUACGCGAACACCAGUUAUCCAUUCACUCGACUGAUCGGCAAUUUGUUUGCAAUUACGAUGACUGCGAUCAAUCGUUUAGUCGCAAACAGACACUCAAUCGACACCAAAAAGAUGUUCACUCGACUGAACGGCCAUUUGUAUGCAAUUAUGACGACUGCAACCAGUCGUUCAAACGCAAAGACAAUAUGCGUAAACAUCAGACAGCCGUUCACUUAAACAAUCGGCGAGAUGUCUGCGAUGACUGGGAUGACAGCGACGAUUGGUUUAAAAACAAAGAAACAUUGAGUCGACACAAGAAACUGAUUCACCGAAAGCUUAAACAUUUUAAAUAAUUGGUGUCUAAAUGAUAGUGAAGGUCGACAACCAUCAGAAAGUUAAGACUAAUGAGUUU